AAGGAUGUGAGAGAGGGACUUGGAAAAAUCUUUUUGGAGUGUUGCGAUAGCGGUUGGGAAUGGUGGUCUGCUUGAUCUUUGUGGGAAGUGGAUUUAGUAGAGAUAUGAUUGCCGAGCUUUGCAAUGUUAUCGUUUUAUGUGCUAUUUAAUCAGCAGGGCAGAAUAGGAGAGAGAUUCUUCUAGGUACCUGAAUGCGAUGAGAAAGAAGGAGUGGCAUUUGUUCUGCUGGGAUUGAUUUUUAAGGGGUGAGAGCAUUUGUGGACCAGAAUCCCUUGCCAGCGAGCUAAAGCUUCUCUAAUAUUGACUUUCGUGAUGCUGCAGUAGGAUGAAUGGGAACUCUCCCUCGGACAUUUUACUUUAUGCAGAGCAAUGUAAAUGGAAAUCUAGUUGGAUUUCAAGUGGCGUCAUCCAUUGACAGAAACUGCUGUGGAUCUUACAAGGGAAUACCAAUCCUUCACCCUCCGUGUCUCCAUAGAAAGGGAUGGUUAUUUUUGCCCGAUCUUAUGGAUGUUACUACUGGGAACUCCCCUUUCAGUGAAAAGCAAACUGUGGAGCCUUGCAAGGCUUUGGAAGAAGGAAAGGAGGCUGUAGGAAAAGAUGCAAACACAUCUUUGUUUGUCAAUCACGCGGCAGUAGCUUGGCAUGAGAGUAGAAGGAAGUGGGUUGGAGAUCAGACUCAAAGAUCACCAAAAGUGCUCAAGGACGAAAUUAUAAGCUGGUCCACAACUUACGAGGAACUUUUAUCGACUAAUGAACCGUUUUCUGAGCCCAUUCCUCUUCCGGAGAUGGUCGAUUUUUUAGUUGAUAUCUGGCACGACGAAGGCCUCUUUGAUUAGACUGUGGAUCUUUCUCGUCAUUCUGUAACAUGAUGAAGACAAUCGGUAGAGGAAAUACUCGAAUUAAUGGAAUAUUACCGAGGUCAAGGAACUCAAAGAGUGAUUUGUCCACUUGGUUAUUAGAUCAAGCCAUGGAUUUCCCUAGACGACCGUUCCUUCUCGUGGUUCUUUCCUGGCAUUAGUCUGAGAUGCAGGACAUUUAUAGGUUAGUGCUCCAUUCUAACCAUCUAAUUCUGAACGUUUCUGAAGUACACUGGAAUUAUGCCUCAAAUGCCGGUGAAUCACCGUAUGAUGACGGCUUUGUUGUAUCGCACUAGCGGUUGUAAUCGCCUAAAUUUGUACAUGGGAAAUGAAUGAUCUACAUGUUCCUCUUGUCAA
Syzygium oleosum is the source of this 1214-nucleotide messenger RNA. RefSeq lists its product as uncharacterized. The record is from RefSeq and is a predicted model, not a curated record. Lineage: Eukaryota; Viridiplantae; Streptophyta; Magnoliopsida; Myrtales; Myrtaceae. The transcript is spliced from 5 exons. Bases 330 to 836 code for a protein of 168 amino acids.